Magallana angulata is the source of this 937-nucleotide messenger RNA. Its product is annotated as N-lysine methyltransferase KMT5A-A-like. Gene Ontology annotation, molecular function: protein binding. Bases 1 to 705 code for a protein of 234 amino acids. The transcript has 8 exons. The record is from RefSeq and is a predicted model, not a curated record. Lineage: Eukaryota; Metazoa; Mollusca; Bivalvia; Ostreida; Ostreidae.
AUGUUUACGUCUGCCACGGUCUGGAAAAAACGUUUGUCGCCUGAUGCUGAGGCACAGCGUUAUUGUGAGGCAGGUCUUGACAAGGACGGCUUUGAAGUCAAAUAUAUAUCAGACUAUAAAGGGUUUGGCGUAUUUAGUGUGGCUGAGCAUGCGAAAGGGGAUUUUCUAUUACAAUAUGCUGGGGAGAAAAUAACGAAGAACGAAGCAACUGAAAGGAUGAAAAAGUCAACAGAAAACAAAUUCUUCUUCUAUUGCUACAAAGGACAGGACUUAUGCAUUGAUGCAGAGGGUGUCAGUAACAGCAUUUGUCAUUUUGUGAAUGAUGCAGACAAAACAGCCAAUUCAGUAAUGAAGCUUAAAGUUUUUCAUGAAAAGGAGUACCUCUGUCUGUAUGCUAUGAAGGAUAUACAGCCAGGGGAAGAAAUUCAAUAUAAUUAUGGGGACAAAGAGAACCUUUGGUGGAGGAGCAAGAAUUUGAGGAUGAUGACUGUGAUGAUAUUGAUGAUGAUCCAUUUGAUAUCAGGAAGAUUUCGGAUGUCAGCUCAGAGGAAGAUUACAUUUCAGAUAGCUGUUCUGAUUCUCUACAAUCAGAGAUCAUACAACAAUUAUGCUUUAAGACAAAGAACUUCAAGCCAGCGGAUUUGGGGCAACGAGAAGAGAAUACUGGAGAAGUGUUCAAUGAAGAUGAUGGGCAAAUGGAUUUAGAGCAACGAGAAGAGAAUACUGGAGAAGUGUUCAAUGAAGAUGAUGGGGUAAGUUAAGAAAGAAUGUCUCUCGUAUUCUGUCUCAGAUAUUUUAAUAUGAACUAUAUAUAUGUAAACAGUAUUUGGAGGACACAAGUUAAGGUGUCUGCUUAAGAGGGGUAAAAGGAAUUAUUAAUUAUACACCUAUAAUCUAUAAUAAAAAUAUGUAAUUAAUCCUGUAUCUCAUACAUAGU